CGAACGUCUCUGUUGUGAGUGUGCGCCCUUUGUCGACCUGUUUCGGGCGCCUCAUCUCAUCCACCCCCCAUCGCUCCCGUUAGUCGAUUGAGAAUCAUGGUGGUGAAGACUCUGGUGCUGGUUCGCCACGGCGAGUCGCAGUGGAACCAGGAGAACCGCUUCACAGGGUGGACUGACGUGCCCCUGAACGAGACGGGCAAGAACGAGGCCAAGGCUGCGGGCGAGGUGCUCAAGGAGAAGGGCUACUCAUUCGACAUCGCCUUCACCAGCGUCCUCAAGCGGGCGGUGCACACCACCUGGAACAUCCUGGAGGAGCUCGACCUGCACUACAUACCCGUCAUCAACAGCUGGCGGCUCAACGAGCGACACUAUGGCGCACUCCAGGGACUCAACAAGGCCGAAACCGCUGCCAAACAUGGAGAUGAACAGGUCAGUUAUGCGAGGGGUGGUUGCAUGGUAAGUGAGUUGCAGGCAUUUCUGGUCUCAUUCCUUUCUCUGUUGGUGCGGUGCCUGACCGUGUCUGUUUGCAGGUGUUGGUGUGGCGUCGUUCGUAUGACGUGCCGCCGCCCCCUCUGGAGAAGGCCGACAAGCGCUGGCCCGGCAACGACAAGAUGUACGCCCACCUGCCCCGCGAGGUGCUGCCCUUCACCGAGUGCCUCAAGGACACCGUCGAGCGCGUGCUGCCCUUCUGGUUCGACCACAUCGCCCCCGAGCUCAUGCGCGACAAGAAGGUCCUGGUGGCCGCCCACGGCAACUCGCUCCGCGGCCUCGUCAAGCACCUCGACGGCAUGACCGAGGACGCCGUCCUGAAGCUCAACAUCCCCACUGGCGUCCCGCUGGUCUACGAGCUGGACGAGGAGCUCAAGCCCAUCAAGCACUACUACCUCAUGGACGAGGCGGAACUCAAGAAGAAAAUGGACGCCGUCGCCCAACAGGGCAAGGCCAAGUGA
Vitrella brassicaformis is the source of this 950-nucleotide messenger RNA. NCBI's taxonomy places the organism in Eukaryota, Vitrellaceae. The record is from the annotation of a GenBank genome assembly.